This is a messenger RNA of Cottoperca gobio, 4240 nucleotides long. Its product is annotated as protein mono-ADP-ribosyltransferase PARP6. The transcript has 23 exons. The coding region runs from base 457 to 2370 and encodes 637 amino acids. NCBI's taxonomy places the organism in Eukaryota, Metazoa, Chordata, Actinopteri, Perciformes, Bovichtidae. The record is from RefSeq and is a predicted model, not a curated record. Gene Ontology annotation, molecular function: NAD+ poly-ADP-ribosyltransferase activity.
UAUAAGACAGCAGUAGCAGCAGCAGCAGAGAUCUGCAAUAGAUAAACACACAGACUCACACACACCAGCUGGAUUGCUCGCAGACACACGCCACAAGCAUCAAGAGACAGGCGCUGUAGAGUCGGGGAAUCGUGGCUCUGGUUUCUGUAAUAUCCUCUUUUAAUGGGGUUAUUGUCAUCUAUCAUUUCAGUGGAAAACUGCCACCGAGAAAGAAAGAGGCAGGUGUGCCCUUUAAGAGGGGGAGCAGCUGAGGCAAGGACGGCAUCCGAGUCUCCAUCCUCUGUGGAGGUUUUGCAGUUCUGAAGAGUGCACGAGAGAGAGGCACGAGAGAGAGGUGGUCAGACAAAGCUCUGCUUUCUUUCUGUCGUCGUUCCUUCACCUCAAAACAGGUUGCAAUGGUUGGCAGUAUUCAAAGGUUUAAACCUGUCUGAGUGAGCCCUAUGAACAGCAGACUCAAUGGACAUCAAAGGCCAGUGUUGGACAGACGAGGAGUCAGACGGGGAGAACGAGUCGGAACAGUUCCUGUAUGGCAUUCAGGGGAGCUGCGCUGCUGACCUGUACCGUCACCCUCAACUGGAUGCAGAUAUAGAGGCAGUGAAAGACAUCUACACUGAAAGUGCUGUCUCCGUUAGGGAGUAUGGAACCAUUGAUGACGUGGAUAUCGAUCUUCAUAUUAACAUCGGUUUCUUAGAUGAGGAGGUUGCGACAGCUUGGAAAGUUAUCAGAACAGAGCCCAUUAUUCUGAGACUGCGCUUUUCUCUUUCUCAGUACCUCGAUGGACCUGAGCCGUCAGUAGAAGUGUUCCAGCCCUCCAAUAAAGAAGGCUUCAGCCUCGGCCUACAGCUCAAAAAGAUCCUGAGCACGUUCACCUCACAGCAGUGGAAGCACCUCAGUAAUGAGUUCCUCAAGGCCCAGCAGGAGAAGAGGCACAGCUGGUUCAAAGCCGGAGGAACCAUCAAGAAGUUCCGUGCCGGGCUCAGCAUCUUCUCCCCCAUACCCAAGUCUCCAAGUUUCCCUCUGAUCCAAGACACAGUUUUAAAAGGGAAGCUGAGCGUCCCCGAGCUGAGAGUGACCCGCCUGAUGAACCGCUCCAUCUCCUGUACCAUGAAGAACCCCAAAGGGGAGCUCUUCAGCUACCCACCAAACAGCCAGACUGUGGCUGUCCCGGCGGCCAGGGCCCCUGCGCAGAUUACCACGAGGCAGCUGAUUGAAUUGUUUUUCUCAUCCCAGGCGGGCGGCCACUGCAAGAACAUCCCUACCUUGGAGUAUGGCUUCUUAGUGCAGAUAAUGAAGUACUCGGAGCAGAGGAUCCCCACGCUCAACGAGUACUGCGUGGUGUGUGACGAACAGCACGUCUUUCAGAAUGGAUCCAUGCUGAAGCCGGCCGUGUGCACCAGGGAGCUGUGUGUGUUCUCCUUCUACACUCUGGGUGUGAUGUCUGGAGCUGCAGAGGAAGUGGCCACCGGAGCAGAGGUGGUGGACCUUCUUGUGGCCAUGUGUCGAGCUGCUCUCGAGUCGCCCCGUAAGAGCAUCAUCUUUGAGCCCUACCCGUCAGUCGUUGACCCCAAUGACCCCAAGACUCUGGCCUUCAACCCAAAGAAGAAGAAUUAUGAGAGACUGCAGAAAGCAUUGGACAGCGUCAUGUCCAUUCGGGAAAUGACCCAGGGCUCAUAUCUAGAGAUCAAGAAACAGAUGGACAAACUUGACCCUUUGGCCCAUCCCCUGCUACAGUGGAUCAUUUCCAGUAACAGGUCUCAUAUUGUCAAGCUGCCUCUGAGUAGGCAACUGAAAUUCAUGCACACCUCCCACCAGUUCCUGCUGCUCAGCAGCCCCCCGGCCAAGGAGGCUCGUUUUCGCACUGCCAAGAAGCUAUAUGGCAGCACCUUCGCCUUCCAUGGUUCCCAUAUAGAGAACUGGCACUCUGUUCUGAGAAAUGGACUAGUCAAUGCCUCUUAUACCAAACUGCAGCUGCAUGGGGCAGCGUAUGGAAAGGGCAUCUAUCUGAGCCCCAUCUCCAGCAUUUCUUUUGGAUACUCAGGGAUGGGGAAAGGACAGCACCGCAUGCCCACCAAAGAUGAACUGGUGCAGCGCUACAACCGCAUGAACACCAUACCACAGAGCCGUCCAAUACAAUCAAGGUUUCUUCAGAGUCGAAAUCUGAACUGCAUCGCUCUGUGUGAAGUUAUCACCUCUAAAGAUCUGCAGAAACACGGAAACAUCUGGGUGUGUCCGGUGUCCGACCACGUCUGCACUCGCUUCUUUUUUGUGUAUGAGGAUGGCCAAGUCGGAGACGCCAACAUCAACACCCAGGAGCCCAAGGUGCAGAAGGAGAUCAUGCGCGUGAUUGGGACCCAGAUCUACUCCAGCUAAUGGCGGUUUUCCAUACGUCUCUCUGGCGAAGGCACACAGGCAGGCAGACAGCGAAUGUUUGGGGCGGGCCGACCUCAGGCCUGACACUGAAGGCCGAGGGAGCUCUUGAGCACAUUAUUUCUUAAGUCGUUUUGUUCUGGUCCUCUCGUUCUCCUCUCCCUUCUUUGUUCCUCUUCUCCGAGUGGCUACACGUACAUGCUCAUUUAACCUUCAGUCAAAGUCUUUUCUCAGUUUUGUGUGUCAGUUACAAAUGUAACACACCGAUGAAGAAGAAGAAGAAAAAGGGAAGUAGUCACUGCUAUGGCUCUCCACACACACACACACACACACACACACACACACACACACACACACACACACACACACACACACACACACACACACACACACUCUCAAACCUUGGGUCGACUGGGCUUUCUCCUUCCCUGCUGCACUUUUACUCAUUUUGGACUAAUUAUCUCUUUUUAUCAUUUUUCUUUGUGAAUAUCGAGUAAAAAUAAAAUAAAAGAAUCAUUCCAAACUAUAAUUAGAUCCCUUUGUGGCAAAUAAGUGAUGGAUUUCCAGGCACAUCAUAGAAGUUUGUUCUAUUAUUGUUGUUGCAAAGGCAUUAUCUCCAUUCCGUUUAUUUAAUAUUCUUUGACUAAUGACAUGAAUUAAGGUCUGUGACAUGUUAUCUGAGGGGCAAGCACGACUGUCAAUGUGUCCUUGUCUGUUCUCAGAAUCCAAUAAGCGAGGUGUGGCUUGAACUCGAGUUACAUACACUAUAGGCACUUUGUUUUUGAUAACAUUAUCAAAUGUAAAAAUCCAGCCAUUAACAGUAUUAUGAUUUGUCAUGAUUGAUAAUGCACUUUCAAAACCUCACAGCCCACCAAAAUGUCAAACCAAUAGGAAUUUAAAAAAAGAGAAAGAAUAGUUUUAUCCGUCUGGACGUGGCAGACGCAACAACAAGGGUUUAAGAAAACGCAGUGGAUUUAAUAUGUGGACAUGUUAUAUCUGUUGCCUAUGUUCACAAAGCAAAGCGCCAUUGUUUUUGUUCAUGUAGUCAUCACUUGGUGGAUAUCUCAUGUUGAAAUGAAUCUCUUUGUGUUCGAACUACACUUUCCAUUGGAGUUACAACUUACAAAAUCCAAUGUACAGAAAAUCAUGGACAAUUUUACCAAACUAUCUGCUGGUAGCAUCCAGUCCAGGUGAGCUCACAUCCUCCCCGGCCCCCCCAUCUGAUGGACACUGGAUGUUUCACCCUGGAAAAUGGCAACCUUGUACAGCUAAUCAAGUUUAUCAGUUAGUCAUGUACUGUAUGUAUGUAUGUAUGUACGUGUGGGUUUGUAUUUUCUUGACAUUAUACUAGACAUUGCACUUAUUCAACGUUUGCCUAAACUGGAGAAAUGGACUGUCCUCGGACCUGCAGUACACGGGUAGUGGAGGAAAAGUGCUGAAAAAAGUAUUUAUGGAGUCAGGAAGACUAUAAUAUCCAACAUCUUAACCGUGUCUGUUCUGAGACGGGCUUUCAGUGUCUCCUGGAACUAAAGAUACUGACUGCUUAAUGGACUUUUGAGAGACACUGAAAGAGAGCGAAUUGUAAGUAAGGACAUUGGAGACCUUGUUGAAAUGUAUUGCCCAAAAAGAAGUGGACAUGUACGGCUUACUCAUUGUGUUGCGGGGACUGAGCUAAUAGCUGGUGCCUGUUUUUGCAAAGAGGUUUGAGCUGCGAGUGUCUUUGAGAUCUAUUCUCUGGCUGUCUGUCUCCGGUGAGUAAUGCUUUCAAAGAUGAUGUUGACGACGAUGAUGGUGAUUAUGGUGAUGAUGAAAGGCGACGAUGCAGAAGAAGAAGAAGAAAAAAAAGAAUAAAGCCUGAUUUUGCACAGUUUUA